CUGUAGUUGAAAGUGAGCGUUGACGCAGUUAUGGAAGUAAACCCUAUUCCUACUGAAAGGGAAACCAACUUUAUACAUUAUCAUUCUCUUCAUCCGCCGUUUUCUUUCCCUCUCUCUUUCUUUCUUUCCAAAUCCGAACUUUCCUCAAUCCUUCACUGCUUUUUCAACAUCUUUUUUGCUUUCUUAUUGAUUUGCUGCUAUGGGGAAGCCUACUGGGAAGAAGAAAACUCAAGUCAUAUCUGCAAAUGUCAAACAUGGCACUUCUAAAGCAUUUGAUGAAGAUACUGCUGUAUUCAUCACUAUGUCUCAAGAAUUGAAGGAAGAAGGGAACAAGCUUUUUCAGAAGCAUGAUCAUGAGGGGUCUAUGUUGAAGUAUGAGAAGGCUCUUAAUUUGCUUCCAUCUAAUCAUAUUGAUGUUGCUUAUUUGCAUACUAAUAUGGCUGCUUGUUAUAUGCAAAUUGGUCUUGGUGAUUACCCAAGAGCAAUAACUGAAUGUAACUUGGCACUUCAAGUUGCUCCGAAGUAUACUAAAGCUUUGUUGAAGAGAGCAAAGUGUUAUCAAUCAUUGAAUAGGCUUGAAUUGGCUUUAAGGGAUGUUAACCUUGUUUUGAGUAUUGAACCCAAUAAUUUGACUGCGCUUGAUAUUGCAGGGGCGUUGGAACAGAAAGGUGUAAAAAUUGAAGAAUUGGAAGUUGUUGUUGAGCCUCCGGUUUCUACUAAGGUUGUAAAAUCUAAAAAGAAGAGUAACAAAUUUGACAGAAGGAAGGUUGAGGAAAACAAGGUGGUUGUGGAGGAGAAAAGAAGUGUUAAGGAAGAAAAGAUAGUGACAAGAACAGUCAAAUUAGUAUUCGAGGAGGAUAUUAGAUGGGCACAGUUACCAGUGGAUUGCAGUAUUAGACUUGUGAGGGACAUUGUUCUCGAUCGAUUCCCAAACUUGAAGGGUGCAUUAAUCAAGUAUAGGGAUCAAGAAGGUGACUUGGUUACUAUAACCACCACUGAUGAGCUUAGGUUGGUUGAAUCAUCUGCUGCUUCUCAGACUUCUUUAAGACUCUACGUUGUACAAGUUACUCCAGAUAAAGAACCUGUAUAUGAGGGAAUGAGUGGUGAAGAGGAUAUGAAUUCCAGCAGUUACAAAUCAACUAUAGUCACAGAUGAUGGGCAUCUGGAGAAAGAAAGGCAACUGAAUAAAGGGACAACUUGUGUUGAAGACUGGAUCAUCCAAUUUGCACGGCUGUUCAAAAAUCAUGUUGGCUUUGAUUGCGACCCAUAUCUGGAUCUUUAUGAGAUAGGUAUGAAACUCUACUGUGAAACUAUGGAGGACACUGUUACAGGUGAAGAAGCACAAGAGCUUUUUGGCAUUGCUGCAGCUAAGUUCCAAGAGAUGGCAGCUUUGUCUUUGUUUAAUUGGGGAAAUGUUCAUAUGUCCAGAGCAAGGAAGCGUGUAUACUUUACUGAAGAUGGCUCUCGGGAGUCUCUGUUGAAACAGGUUAAAUCUGCAUAUGACUGGGCUGAAAAAGAAUAUGAAAUGGCAGGAAGUAGGUAUGGAGAGGCUCUUAGGCUCAAGCCUGAUUUCUAUGAAGGCCUUCUUGCACUUGGUCAGCAGCAGUUUGAACACGCAAAACUCUCCUGGUACUAUUUGAUUGGAAGCAAAGUUGAGUUAGAGACGGGGACUUGUGCAGAGAUCUUGGAGCUGUAUAACAAGGCUGAGGAUAGCAUGGAAAGAGGAACAGAAAUGUGGGAGGAGAUGGAAGAACAACGUCUUAAUGGACUCUCCAAAAAUGAUGAAUAUAAAGCUCUAUUGCAGAAAAUGGGAUUGGAUGGUCUACUUAAAGAUAAACCAGCCGAAGAAUCUGAGGAGCAAGCUGCAAACAUGAGAUCUCAGAUUUACCUCUUAUGGGGUACCAUGCUCUACGAACGUUCCGUGGUGGAAUUUAAGCUGGGACUACCAACUUGGGAAGAAUGUUUGGAGGUUGCAAUGGAAAAGUUUGAGCUAGCUGGAGCAUCUCAAAUUGAUAUUGCGGUUAUGAUAAAGAACCACUGUUCCAAUGAAACUGCUCUUGAAGGUUUUAAGGUCGAUGAGAUAGUGCAGGCAUGGAAAGAGAUGUAUGAUACUAAUAGGUGGCAGACUGGGGUGCCAGCUUUCAGGCUAGAACCAUUAUUCCGUCGCCGUGUUUCAAAUCUCCACACUGUAUUGGAAAAUCUUUGAGUUACAAUAUCUGUGAUUGAUCAUUACAUGGGAGCAAAGGAUAUCUGUCAUUACCUCUCAAUUUUGUGUGGCUGUAUGUUGCCAAGUCAAUGGGUUUGUUUUUUGGUUGAUUUUUUGUUCAUGAUCAGAUUUUUGCUUUAGGAGCAAAGAGCUGAGUGUGUUGGAUUUUGAAGAGAUUGGUUUGUGAAGGUUUUUUUGUAUUACUCAUUUGUUUUUGUGGUUUUGGUUAUUCUUCAUCACAAAGUAGGGUCUUUGUGAUUUGCAUUCAUUUUUUUUACACAAGCUCAAGAUAAGAGUAAAUCAGCAUUGAAUUUGUAAGAUUGGUGUU
Messenger RNA from Solanum verrucosum, 2534 nucleotides. Its product is annotated as protein PHOX1-like. NCBI's taxonomy places the organism in Eukaryota, Viridiplantae, Streptophyta, Magnoliopsida, Solanales, Solanaceae. The transcript has 3 exons. Gene Ontology annotation, molecular function: protein binding. The coding region runs from base 200 to 2206 and encodes 668 amino acids. The record is from RefSeq and is a predicted model, not a curated record.